CCCCGCCCCCUUCCCUUUCAGUCUAACUCGCUCCUCUCCGUCUUUCUGGAUUUUACCGGCUGUUCCUGAAACAGCUUUACAUACGAUGGAUCUCCACGUCCUUUUGCAGGAAGUGCUCACGGACUGAUACUGCAGACUGACUUUGCUCCCCGGCAAAACUAAAGAACUCUUUGGCUCAUGGAGGCAAACGUGAAGGAUGCUUUCCACAUGAACCCUGAAGUGAACCUCUGACCCACUGCCUGUGGAAAGAGAAGGGAGCCAACAUGAAGGAAAAUGUGCCAUCCACAGUGGUUUUCAUUUUGCUACUUUUUCUCAACAUCAGCCUUCUGAAUGGACAGUCACCUCCGGGAAAACCUGAGAUCUUCAAAUGUCGUUCUCCCGAAAAGGAAACAUUCACCUGCUGGUGGAAGCCGGGGGCGGAUGGAGGACUUCCUACCAACUACACGCUGACUUACCACAAGGAAGGAGAAACAUUCACCCAUGAAUGUCCAGACUACAAAACUGGCGGCCCUAACUCCUGCUACUUCAACAAGAAGCACACCUCCAUAUGGACAAUAUACAUCAUCACAGUGAACGCCACAAACCAGAUGGGAAGCAGUUCCUCAGAUCCACGUUACGUGGAUGUGACUUACAUAGUUGAACCAGACCCUCCUGUGAACCUGACUUUGGAAUUAAAAAAGCCUGAAGACCAAAAGCCAUAUCUGUGGAUCAAAUGGCUUCCACCCACCCUGGUUGACGUAAGAUCUGGUUGGCUCACACUCCAGUAUGAAAUUCGAUUACAACCUGAGAAAACAGCUGAGUGGGAGACUCAUUUCGCUGGGCAGCAGACUCAGUUUAAGAUUCUCAGCUUGUAUCCAGGACAGAAAUACCUUGUCCAGGUUCGCUGCAAGCCGGACCAUGGAUUCUGGAGUGAGUGGAGCCCAGAGAGCUCCAUCCAGAUACCUAAUGACUUCUCAAUGAAAGAUACAACCAUGUGGAUCUUCGUGGCUAUUCUUUCUGCUGUCGUCUGUUUGAUUAUGAUCUGGGCAGUGGCUUUGAAGGGCUAUAGCAUGGUGGCCUGCAUCCUUCCACCAGUUCCAGGGCCAAAAAUAAAAGGAUUUGACACCCAUCUGUUGGAGAAAGGCAAGUCCGAAGAGCUUCUGAGCGCCCUGGGAUGCCAAGACUUCCCCCCAACUUCCGACUGCGAGGACCUGCUGGUGGAGUUCCUGGAGGUGGAUGACAGCGAGGACCAGCAGCUGAUGCCAGCCCACUCCAAGGAACACCCGAGCCAAGGCCGGAAGCCCACACACCUGGAUCCCGACAGCGAUUCCGGCCGAGGCAGCUGUGACAGCCCUUCCCUUUUGUCCGAAAAGUGCGAUGAACCGCGGGCCAAUCCCCCCAAGUUUCACACUCCCGAGGGCAUCGAGAAGCCAGGAGAUCCUGAAACAAACCUUCCCCGUCCCCAGGACCCUCAGAGCACAAGUGUGGAAAGCAAGCUGCCCUAUUUUCACGCGGAUGAAUCCAAGUCUUCGACUUGGCCUUUUCCGCAGCCCCCGAUCCUGCACGAUCCGGGAUCUUCUUACCACAACCUUGCCGACGUGGGUCAGCUGGUCCUGGGCACCGCAGGGGCCACCGCCGCUUUGCUGGAAAAAAUAGACCGACAUGCUUUCAACCCUCCGAAAACCACCGAGACUGGCGGGGAAGGAAGGGCAACCGAGCAGAAGGAGUCGGAGAGCUUCCACUCCAAGACUGACCAAGGCACAGUGUGGCUGCUGCCCCAGGACAAGGGGCCCUUUGUCUCCCCUAAGCCCUUGGAGUACGUGGAGAUACACAAGGUCAGCAAAGAUGGAGCACUGGCGUUGCUCCCAAAACAGCAGGAGAACGGCGACGGGCCGGAGAAGGCCGGCGCCCCUGAAACCAGCAAGGAAUACGCCCAGGUGUCCCGGGUGAUGGAUAACCACAUCCUGGUGUUGGUGCAGGAUCCGCGAGCUCGAAACCUGGCUCUGUUUGAAGAACCAACCAAGGAGACCCCGCCAACCCGGCCGCAGAAUCCAGCUGAGAAAGACCUGGCCAGCUUCACCACGGCCCCGGGCCACUGCAGACACCCGCUGGGUGGGCUGGAUUACCUCGAUCCCGCAGGCUUUAUGCACUCCUUUCAGUGAGAGCUUGGUUCAUGGGAUGAUGGGUUACAAGGUGGGGUUUUUUUCAGGUCGCACUACGUGAAAUGCACUCUACCAGAGAAAGCUCGAGAAUGGGGUUAGAAUGACACUACCCAAACUCACAGUUCACUCCUCUUCAUGCUCCAUUUUCAACCAGUUGCCUCUUUCUCCACAACAGCUGAUUCCAGAACAAAUCAUUUUGUUGCCUGUGAUUCCUAGAUUUACUUUUUGCUAUGAAUGAUAAAAUUAUGUGUUCAGUGAAAUAAAAGCACAUCGCUUAGUAUUCUUGAGGGGCCGUGCCAAUAGGUAUAGCCUCUGGAAAAGGCUUUCAUUGUUUGGUAUGUGGCAGAAGGCUAUGAAAUAGAAUUACUGCAAGAAGAUGGUAGAUAUGAGGAAAAUGCUGUGAAAACCAAUUGCUUGGCCUUUGUACUCCCCUUUCAUUUUAUGAGGCUUAACCAAAUACACGUAAAAAGUGCAUUCUAGAACACCUGAGAAAUUGUUUACAUCCGUUCUAUUACCUUAAUGACACAUGACCAAGUAAGAAGGACGCCUCUGAUUUUUUCCUUAAACUAGUUUGAAUUUGUUAAGCAUGGAUUUGUCCCCCUAAAUUAUAUUUCACGCUGAAGCUUCUAGAGAACAUUGUUUUCGAAAGUGAAAUUUUCUUACACAAGACGCAAAUGAGUUUCAUGUGGUGAAGCCUUCUAAAAUGUUUGCCUGCUUCAUUUCAGCAUGAUAGAUAAUUUAUUAUAUACCCUAGUCUUCUGUUAGUGGAAAAGAAAUCCCAUGAGACUAACAUUAAUUUAAAAGAUAAUCACAGCAGGAUGCCAACGAAAGUACUGCCUUAUUGUACAUACAAAUUCUACUUUAAUAUAAACCCGUAAGUUUAACAAUGUAUUUUUGAAGACUAUUUUUCUAUCACUGAGGUAAAAUAAAAGACUAUUUUCUAUUUCUCAGUACAGCUGUUUACGUAUUCAGUGGGUACAGUAUUUUUCUCCUAUGAGGUUAUAUUGAGUAUUUACAGUACAUGGUAGUAUAUGUGGUCCCCGUUUGUGAAAUAAAAUGCCAUACCAACCCAAGGCCCACUAAGGAAUAUGGAGUAAAUGAUAAUAUUAAGUUUCCAACACAGUGUAGUAUAGUUUAUCUGCUUCUUUUUAUCUCCAGAAUACUUUAAACAACAAUCACCGAGCUGGAGUUUUAGGGCUCUCCGCAGACCAGAAAUUACUUCUCCUGCAUUUUUAGGGCUUUUCUGGGGGCUUCUGCUCUUCUCUGGAUGAAUAUCCAUAAAACUAUGAUAAAAAAAGCAAAGCAGUGGCAUCUAACAUACUGUUUUAGAGAGAGGAAUUUGUUUUGUUUUUCUGAGCAAUCUUGGGCAGCAAAAAACAUUUGUGGCAAAGCCAGGAGUUCGUAUCUCUCUGGAGUAGAUCCAUUUGCAAAAUUUUGGCAGAGGCAGAGACAGCACUCAUGUCAGAAGUGUACAAAUAGAAGUUCCAAGAAACCAGGCAUCUGUGGAAGAGUGAGAACAGCUACAAAGAGCAGGGUACGGUAGUUAGAGUCCCCAAGUCCGUUCCAAGGGCAGGCUCUCCAAAAGCAGUCAAAAGCCUGAAUCUCCUUUUUAAAGGGCCCAUCCAUGACUCAUCCAAUUGCCUGCCUCUACUUUCCAUUUCCCCUAACAGCACAUUCAUUUCCAUGUCCACUUACCAGCUAGGACACAGAGAAUUUGAGCUCCCUUUGUGAGUUAACUGUUCCACUCCGGUGAGUCCAUGUUGAUAGGAACUAGACUCAGAGGUGGGUUGCUGUUUGAAAGUGAACACAUUGCCAGAGCUUCCAGAAUUGCACAAGUAAUAAAUCUGAGACUCUAUCCUCCCCAUAUACAAACAACAUGUUAAGAGUGAGGGGACUAUUUGGGAAAGUUGCCCAAGGUUAUUCAGUCCCCUAGAUUCUUGCUACUCACAACAUGGUCUGAGGACCAGCUGCAUUAGCAUCCCCUGGGCACUGCUUGGAAAUGCCGAAUCUCAAUACUUGCAUCCCUCAUCCCACCCCAAACCUAUAGAAUCAGAAUCUGCCUUUUGCUGAGCUCCCCAGAUGAUUCAUGUGCACAGUGAAGUUUGAGAAGCAUUGCCCUAGGUAAUCACUUCCCCUAAUGGUUAUCUUAGUGCAUAGAGUCAUCCUCUCCUGGAAAGUACAGGUUGAGUCUAUUUGACUUGCACUGAACAAUCCUGGAAGAAGGCAGCAUUUUUAAAAUCUAUUAGUGGUUUAGUGGUAGACAAUAACCUGAAAAAGUCUGCACAACUUCUAAGGGGGCCAGGGAAUAUAUUCCAGCUUGAGAGGCAUUGGCCAAAGACCCUGCCCUUCAAGCCAAUACAGACCAAACCUUUCCCAGAAUAGUCCAAUCUCCUCCACGAUGUAUAUCAAUCUCUCUGAUCAUAUGAAAAUUCAAAAAUAAUAUGCUCUUACCAUAUCAUUUGGCAUAUAUGGAAAAAAAAUGUUAUGGCUAACGGCUCAACGUGAACUAAACCUUUCAAAACAUCAAUUAGUAAGUAAACUACUACCAUUCAUUAAGUUAAACCAAGAUUACAAUUCUCUGGGCAGUUAGCACUCUUUAGUGAAGUAUGUUUUUUCCAUGGUCCAGCCUUUUUUCUAUCAAGGAAUCCCCUAGCUGAAUGGAAGGAUGGAGAUCGGGGGUCCAGAGAUUCAGCUUCUAGUCCUAUGUUGCCUUAGAUCAAGUCCCUUUUCUGGGCCUCAGUUUCCUCUGAAGGAAAUGUCAGGCCAAAUAAUCUCUAAUGUCAUUUUAAACUCUGGCUCUUUGAUUCCAUGAUUCACUGCCUAGCAUCCAGCAAAGAUAAUUAACCAAUGCCUUGGAUGAUAAUUAAGCUAAAAAGAAUCGCCCUUUAUCAUAGAAAUACAAAUCCUCUUCAGUGAUAUGCUCACUUAAUUUCACUUUCAAAUUAUCAGUUCCACUUGUUCUUACCAUAUUUUCACAUGCAUUUUUUAUAAAUUGUGUAGGUACAGAUCAUAGUUAAAGGUUAUGUGCAAGUAUGUGUGUAGAAAGAGGAAGCAUGAGAUUUUUUUAAAGAUAUCAAAUGAAGCUCUAAUUUUUAGAAAAAUGACCUUUUACUGAACCAAGCCAUGCUUAUUCCUUGCUGAAUCCAACAACCCCCAAACUCUUUUCUUGUAUCUGGCUGCUGAUUCUGAUUUGUUUUUUGUUUGUUUGUUUGUUUGUUCUCUCAUGGAUUAUGAACCACUGUUGUACAGUUGGUUUUAAAAGCCUUACGCUCUGAUUUAUAAAAAUUCCUAUUUUUAUAAAUAAGCACUUAAUUUUCAAGUUACAAAGCACAUGGAAACAGGAUAGCCAAUGGGUGAUUUAUGGAAGCUCAUGAAUUAGACUGCAAAAUCUGCUCUGGUCAGUUUUAGCAAAUGGGUAUAAGGCAUCUCCAAUGAGCACAAGGUAUAAUCAACCAUAUCACUGACAUGGAACAGACUCUACAUUCUCCUAAGUGCCUAAGACCUAUCCGGGUAGGCAGUUAUGUACUAAAAUAACUUGCUUUCACUGGUUUGGUCCAAAGUUGGUCAAUCUCUUAUCAUCUGUGCAAUAGGAGUUUGAUUGUCCUGUUGUGACCCAACUGAAUGGGAGGAUCCACAGGGCAAACCAGAAGCACCUGAGCUCCAGGAUACAGCUGGAUUAGGGAGGACCCUUCCCCAGUCUGGGUCUUCUCCUGGUUACCCACCACUGCCCACCACUUGUAGAAAGACUUGCCCUGCCUCUAGUGAUUUCCUUGUCUCCUUAGAAUAGACAUGAAAGAAACAGAUUUGUACACAUUUUGCAAAGUGCCUUUUUUGUUUUGUUUUGUUUUCUUUUUGCAAGAAGAGAGUAUCAAUUUGAAAAUGAAUUUUACAGUGUACGUAAAUGAAUGAAGAAACCAGAAAGGGGAUGCUGAAAUGGUCUCUGGGCCAAUUAGAAACUAUUGAGUGGAUUUUAAUGUAUUGUUUCAUUGAAUUAUCACAGAGCUGAUGUGACUUACAUUGUCUGAUAAGAAGUUGACUCUGGCUAGGCUUUUGAAAUAAGCCUGUCACCCUUUUACUUGAGAUUCUUGAUUUAAAGACAUGUUAAUGCACUUAAGAAUGGCUUUGAAUUGCCUGCCAGGGCCUGAAAAGGACAAUGCAUGCACCAUGGAACUUUGCACACACAUGCAGAAAGGUGAAAAUGACUCUUGGUUACCAUCUGCAGGGUUGCUAAUGUAGAUUUGUCAUUGAUGAAAGCCUCCCGUGUACUUCAGUGAAUGAAUUUCUUUCUGCCUUUUCAGCUCAAGCACAACUGUGUCCUGUUGCUAAGGUAGUGGGCUGAGCACUCAAUUUCCAGGUCCAGGUCACCCUGCUGCACUGAGCAGGCUGUGCGACCUUAGGCGAGUCCUUUCAACUCUAGCCACUAGUCCCCUCUCCUAUUAAAUAAGUGAGUUGGCCUAAAAUAUUUCUGACUCCUCCUGGUUCUCACGGUCUUUGAUGCUCAGGAUCUAAGUAAAAUCUAGGAUUUCUGUAAAAGGCCCAGGGACCGUGCAGGGAAAUAUUGCUGAUGUGCCUUUUACGUAAAGCAGUGGACAUUGUGGCUAUAACAAUGCUUAACAGCAAAACGGGGACCAGUUCUUCCAGGUCAGAUUGAUUUCAUUUCACAUCCUUGCCUCUCUUCUUCUUAGUUGUCCAUCUUGUAGCCUUUUUAUUCUGUCACUCCAGGGCUUCUAUUAUUUCUGAGAGUUCAUUAUGUGCAGUAGCAAUCAUAGGAUCUGCAAGAAACUAUCCCCAAACCAUGGCUUUGGUCCUAUAAAGGACUACAUCUAAUGUCAAUCAGCCAUGCAGAUAUCAAGGCCCCGGUUGAGGGUCACAGGUUACCUUGUUUAGAGAUUUGCACGCACGCAUGCUUAGAGGUCCUAGCUCAAUUCAUUCAUUCAAAGGUCAUCAAUAAAUCCAAGCUACACUGAAGACUCAGUCAUGGAAGUCUUAAGCAGAAACUUAAGAAUACAAAAUGAUUGCUUGAGAGCUUAUGAUCUAACCAGGAGUUCUAUUUAUAAUUAGGGCCUGGACUUGCUUCAUGAUCGGUAUCUAUAUCAUCUGCCAAUCAAAUAGCAGUUCUCUCUCUAGAUUUGUGUCUUUGGGGAAGGUGAUUUUUUUUUUCAUCUGAGACUAUCAGGUAUUAUCUAUUUCAAAAAAAGGAAAAAGAUAGAAAAAUAAGAUGUUCCCAAAUGUUUGGGCAUCUCAGGAUUCCGUGAAAUGCUGAGAGUAGCCUGCCAAACCCAAAUUUUAUUGGACAUAGCAACUCUACAAUCUAUUCAGUGGGCUGAAUUUAUGGCUAAGAAAUGCCCACCACUGCUUUGUCCACAUUGAUUCCUUUGAUUGAUGUUCUGAUUUCAUGUCAGGAAACAUGGAGAUGAUAAAGGGAAAAACACAUACUGUUCAUGCGGUUGUGGUCAAAGAACAGAAACCCUUAGAUAAUCACAGUCUAUUAGUUAACUUUUUACCUGCUGUGUAUUAAAAAGAAAAGACAAUUAACUCUAAAAACUUCAACUACUGAAGUAGUCAUAUCAAAAACAACCUUUAAUAAUUACAAUCAAAUGACACUUGACCUGAAUACCUUUCAAAAUACAGUCUGAUGUUCCAUUAGAUCAAUCCAUUCUAAAAGUUUAUUUCCCCAAUCUUUAAAAAUAAUAAGUGAGUCAUAAGAUUAAUAAAAGACUUAAAGGCUAAAAAAAAUUCAGUCUGAGUUUUUCCAUGCAAAUUUCACAAAUCCUGAAGGGAAAAUAUCUUGUUAUGCUAGCUGAAAUUGAAAAACUAUGUAACAAAGAUUCCCCUAAACAAAAAUUUGUUUUAUAAAAUUUCCGAUAAAAUAAUUUUGAAGUUUUACAAGUAACUACCUCCCCUUCUUGUCCUUAUGUCCCUCCUUCAAAGCUGCUUGCCAUUUAGAAAUGGAAGAUGUCACAUCUCAUACUUUGACUCUUCUCAGUUGAUGUACCCACCAUGUGACAUUCUGAAUUUCAAAUAACUAUUGUAUGAUUUUUUACGACAUUGCUUUAUGUGGUUCAAAAACUGUAUGACACAUCAAGAUUUAUAAUCCUCCUAUUGUGAAACUCACCAUGUAAUACCAAUGACAAUAAUUAUUUAAUGACCUAGAAUCUGUCCAUAUGCGAUUCAAUAUGAUUGUGUCUAUGUCUGGAAAACAAAACAAACAAAAAAUGUAAUCAUAUCUUUCUGUCAAAACCGUGAAUGUACUCAUUUUUUUUCUUAAUCUUUGUCUAGAAGUAGUAUAAUUUGUCAUUGUACAGUUGAUUGGGUUAAGUGUUUAAAGUACAACCCAACGAUUUUUUAAAAGUCAAUCCCUCAGCUUUGCUUCAUGUGACCUCUGAUACUUCUUGGGUGUUAUUUGCAUCGUAAGACUUGUUUUUCUGCUUGAUCAGUCAAUUCAAACAAUUUACAUAUCUCAUACGGAAACCAAAGCAACCUAGAACCAGCAUGUUAGGUGAUCUGCAUCUUCUGAAAAGCCAUAUUGAAUUGAAGGCUGUGGAAUAGCAAAAAGAUCCCAUAAUUUCAAAGCUACCACUACCUCUGCUUUUUCUCUUUCCCUAGAAAAUGCCAAGCAAAUUUCUUCAAAUUUAUGGGGGAAAUUUGAAGUGAUUGUUACAAUAAUUUGCUGGGGUUUUGUUUUGUUUUUACAUGAGAAGACACCUUCUAAUCAACUAGUCUGUGAGUUUAUGCUAGGUUUUCUCAAUAACUAUUUUUACAUUUUAUGCCAACUGGCUGACGAAGAAGGGCCAGAAAGAAUAUAUAGGAAGUCACCAGAUGAAAAACCAAGAAAACCCUAGAUGCAGAUUUUUUUCUUAACUGUAAGUCACCUCAAGGUGGUUACCCAAAGCCAUGAUAUUGCUAUUUCUCAUGGUUUGAUUGGUCUAAAACACCUAGAAAUACAUUUUUUUUCUUUAUUUGAUUUUAGCCACAUGGCAUGGGAAAAGUUAGCCACAUAUCAGAAAUAACCUUGUUUUGAUUUUAAAAACUCAUUUCUACAUGAACUAUUGUAAUGCCUAUUUUUUGAGCCUUAAAAGAUUAUAUAAGACUACAGUCAUCUGAUUUAUCUUGCAUCUUUAAUUCUCUACACCUUGGUCAUUGCCCAUUGUGCUUUCUGUUUCCCAUGGAUUUAUUCAUUUGUCCCCUUCCAUUCUGUUUCCAGUUAAAUCCUUGUCAACGUAUGGGAGCUAAUGCUAACUGCUACUGCAAAAACCUCUUCAUUUUUACCACACAGCAGAAACAAUGCUUGCCAACAAAAUCAUCCCAGUAUAAUAUGAUCAAUCUAUUUCUAUUUGUGUUAUAGAACAUACCCAGCUCAGUGCCUGGCUCAAUAAACAUUUAUUCCCCUUGCCUCCCUUUCUUCUAUUUAUUUUGUAUUUGAUAUGCAAAUAAACAGAAUAACACAUGCAUGGCCAAAACAAUUUUCUUGAUGGAUUUUUGCUGCUAAAGAAUCUAUUAUCCAGAAAUUGUUUAUAUAAAUUGGACCAAAACAAUUUUCCUCCUUUCUCUUCCCCCUUCCCUAUGAUUGCAAAACAUAAUUUCCCCCCUUUUCCCCAUCCCUCACACAAGAAGCUGCUAAAAAUAGAGAUGGAACCAGGAACAUGGGCUUCAGAAUAUAGAAGCCCAUUUAAAUAUUCUGAAAUAGAGGAAAAACCAAACCAUUUAAAAAAUGGAAUGCUUUUGAACAGUGUGAUUCAUCCAUA
This is a messenger RNA of Phacochoerus africanus (Common warthog), 9886 nucleotides long. It is a transcript of the gene PRLR, whose product is annotated as prolactin receptor. Gene Ontology annotation, molecular function: cytokine receptor activity; cytokine binding. Gene Ontology annotation, cellular component: external side of plasma membrane; membrane; signaling receptor complex. Gene Ontology annotation, biological process: cytokine-mediated signaling pathway. The coding region runs from base 264 to 2141 and encodes 625 amino acids. The record is from RefSeq and is a predicted model, not a curated record. Lineage: Eukaryota; Metazoa; Chordata; Mammalia; Artiodactyla; Suidae. The transcript is spliced from 10 exons.